CGACCUGACGACUUGGUCGUGUGUGGAGGAGCGGCUUCCAACGGAUUUCCUUGACACGACAUGUAGAACAAGAAGAGAGUGUUGCGCUGACAGUGAACUGUAUUGUAGUGGCGGCUCUACGCAUCUGAUGUAGUGCAGUUUGAAGCUGUGACAGCAGUGACAGGUUGAUGCCGCUUUGACGACGGACGAAACGGCGUCUAUUAAUGCUCGAGCAGAAAGCGCAAUGGCUUCAGCAACCUGUGUCUGUUGUUUGUCUCGACAAGCGGCCAUGAGCUGUAAACUCUCGGACAGCAGUCUCAACUUCUGGGUCCGCCCCCGUGCAGCAUGGUGGCGGAGUUACCAAGCACCAGCGCAGCGGAUAUCGAGGCAAGGGGAACGACUAUCCGGAGCUGGCAUCCAGCAUUGCGGUGGCGCCAGGACGCGCCGACAGAGAACAAGUGCGCGCUGCCAUCGUCUUCAGACGCACGUCAACCGAGCCCGAAUCGCUUCAAAAGCAUGGCAAGCGUCUGGCGGAUGAUUCAAUGGCCGUCGGGCUGCUCUAUCCCCAACAGUUUUUGCCCUAGAAAAAGGACCAAAAUCCGUUUAAGUAGGACGGAGUUUUUGCGAGCUUCAGCGUAUAGGUCAAACAAUUACUUGAAGUUUGUAAGGAGGCUCGUUUUUUAAGGGCAGCGUGUCAUUUAUAACAAGUGUUUUUGACAAGUAUACGAAGAUCCUGAUGACUCUCCAUCUACCAAUCCUGUUAUGAUUUUCAUACCUUGAGACCCG
This is a messenger RNA of Phytophthora nicotianae INRA-310, 765 nucleotides long. RefSeq lists its product as hypothetical. The coding region runs from base 325 to 663 and encodes 112 amino acids. The transcript has a single exon. Lineage: Eukaryota; Oomycota; Peronosporomycetes; Peronosporales; Peronosporaceae. The record is from RefSeq and is a predicted model, not a curated record.